AUGACGUUCUUCAGAGAUGGUAUGGUGGAUGGCUGUCUCUACGAGGUGCCGGGUGUUGGCGAUUUGGUUUUCGAGGGCACCAGGAUGGCUGGUGGUAACUUGGAGGAUGAUUUGAAGGAGGAAUGGGAUGGCUUUGUUACCGAGGCUUAUCGCCGUUGA
This is a messenger RNA of Alternaria arborescens, 159 nucleotides long. RefSeq lists its product as hypothetical. Lineage: Eukaryota; Fungi; Ascomycota; Dothideomycetes; Pleosporales; Pleosporaceae. The transcript has a single exon. The coding region runs from base 1 to 159 and encodes 52 amino acids. The record is from RefSeq and is a predicted model, not a curated record.